AUGGAGAGCCUGGAUCCAACCAUCACAGCUUGGAGUACAGAAGCCACACCAACCAAUGGAAGUUACCAGCACCUUCCUCCAACUUGUGACAGGAAUAACCUUCUUCCAAAAGUGCUGGCCCUCCUCAUUGCCCUGGUUGGACUGAUGGGAAACGCAUCUGUGCUCUGGCUCCUGGGCUUCCGCAUGCGCAGAAAUGCCUUCUCGGUCUAUAUCCUAAACCUGGCUGCCUCUGACUUCUUCUUUCUCUGUUUCCAUAUCACUGCUUUCCUGGUGGACAUCGUCAAAAUGUUCUUUCACUUCUCUGUCCCUACAUAUGACAUCGUGCGAACUGGGGGAAUCAUUUCCUACAUCGCAGGCCUGAGCAUCCUUAGUGCUAUUAGCACCGAGCGCUGCCUGUCGGCCCUGUGGCCCAUCUGGUAUCGCUGUCGCCGCCCUAGACACAUGUCAGCUAUCAUGUGUGCCCUGCUCUGGGCCCUGUCCAUGUUUUGGGGCGUCCUGGACAUGGUCUAUUGUUCUACCUUGAUUAUCAAUAGUGGAGUUCAUUGGUGUAUAAAAGUUGAUUUGAUCAUAACGGCAUGGCUGAUUGUUUUAUUUGUGACUUUCUCAGGGUCCAGCCUGGCCCUGCUGUGGAGAAUCCUUUGUGGUUCUAGGCAUAAGACACUGACCAAGCUGUAUGUGACCAUCCUGCUCACAUUGCUGGCCUUUAUCCUCUGUGAACUGCCCUUUGGCAUUUAUUUAUUUCUGUCAGACUGGAUUUCAGUCGAUUUUGAUGCAUACACUUGUCUUUAUCUGGUUUCAAAUGUCUUUUCUUGUGUUAACAGCUGCACCAACCCCAUCAUUUAUUUCUUUGUUGGCUCCUUUAGGCAGCGGCUGCAGCGUCAGAACCUCAAGCUGGUGCUUGAGCGGGCUCUGCAGGACACUCCUGAGGAGGAAGAAUGUGGAGACAGCCUUCCUCAGGGAUCCCUGGAGAUGUCAGGUAGCAGAGUGGAGCAGGGAUGA
This is a messenger RNA of Urocitellus parryii (Arctic ground squirrel), 999 nucleotides long. Its product is annotated as mas-related G-protein coupled receptor member X1-like. Gene Ontology annotation, biological process: G protein-coupled receptor signaling pathway. The record is from RefSeq and is a predicted model, not a curated record. Gene Ontology annotation, molecular function: G protein-coupled receptor activity. Lineage: Eukaryota; Metazoa; Chordata; Mammalia; Rodentia; Sciuridae. Gene Ontology annotation, cellular component: plasma membrane.